Messenger RNA from Xylaria bambusicola, 676 nucleotides. RefSeq lists its product as uncharacterized. The record is from RefSeq and is a predicted model, not a curated record. The transcript has a single exon. Lineage: Eukaryota; Fungi; Ascomycota; Sordariomycetes; Xylariales; Xylariaceae. The coding region runs from base 141 to 584 and encodes 147 amino acids.
ACCGUUAGAUCUGACGAAGAUCACUUCUGGAAGAGCGAACAUGCUAUUGUUUGAUGUGAUCCUCAAUGUAAAAGAAGCACUAUCGUUGUGCUAGCUUCGCAACGGACAAGGACAGCUCAUCAUCCUCUUCCUCUUCCUAAAUGUUGCAUGUGGCCGCACCUAUUUUGGUCAUGGAUGCGGCUGCUUCGGACAUGCGAGAUGCGUUCUCCUUAAAUAGCGUCAAGUCCCAGCUGGAACAGGGCUCAUCACCCACCGCCACAGCCAGCUCUGGCCUCACUUUCUCUGACUUGCCGCUUGAGAUACGCGAGAUCAUAUGGCGUUUCGCACUCCCGGAUUCCCGAGUCUUCAACACUUUAGUUUGGGUCUCGGCGGGGCUGAAGAUGCAGCUGCUCAAUCGCUCCGAACUGAAAAUGCCCCUCGCUCAUGCAUGCUUCGAGGCCCGUCGCGUCGUUAGGGAGUCCGGUUAUGUCUUGGCCUUCCGUGAUGAGGAUGAGGCAGGGGACACCGGCGUAUGGUUUCAUCCUCGAAGGGACCGGAUUGAGCGCACUAUCUGGGGCCCGGGAGACUGGAAUGCUGGAGCCUGAGUUCAAUCAAGCACCAACUGGAGUGUCUAGAUUCUUCCCUUUAGCGCUUUGGUUAUCUACAAAUUCUUGACUUAACCAGCACGAACCACGAC